This is a messenger RNA of Pseudozyma flocculosa PF-1, 1779 nucleotides long. RefSeq lists its product as uncharacterized. The record is from RefSeq and is a predicted model, not a curated record. Gene Ontology annotation, cellular component: membrane. The transcript is spliced from 7 exons. Lineage: Eukaryota; Fungi; Basidiomycota; Ustilaginomycetes; Ustilaginales; Ustilaginaceae. Bases 1 to 1779 code for a protein of 592 amino acids.
AUGUCAGACGUGGCCCUCACCAUCGGCCUCAAGCUAGGGCUCUGGGUGGGCGCAAGGGCCCUCCUCCCCUUCCUCUUUGGCCAGGCCCGCCAUGCCUCCCUCGACCAGCCACCGCCGCCGUCGACGGCAUCCUCCCUGCCGCAACCCGCCACAUCCUCUCUCUCCACCUCGUCCUCGCGCCACAGCGUCCAUGACAUGGACCCCUACUCGGACGGCGAUGGCGACAUUUACAACUCGAGCGUCGCCGACUCGUCGUCGACACCCUUUUUGGCCCGGACAACGUCCAAGACGCUCCGAGAUCGGGUGGGAACCCUGCUCCGGUCCCUCCGGCUCACCCGAAACGGCGCAUUCGACCUGCACAAUUGCUCCGCCUUCCUCUUCUCGCUCGCCUUCGAGGAAACGGCCACCCUCUACGUCGCCGUGCUCCUCGAGGCGGCCGGAUUCGACACGUCCGACGGCAGCACGCUCCGCGGCGCCUUUCGCGCCAGCGUCAUGCUCGUCGUACAGCUCGCCAUUGUAUGGAUCCCGCUCGGCAUCUGCCUGCUCUUGACCUACCGCUCCGACAGCUCGACCCCGCUCUCUCGCAGGCUCGUCUACCUCUCGCUGCCCUUCAUCCCCUGGCUCGUCCUCUUCUUCUCGGUGCCCCUCCCCUCGGCGCUCUCGUCGCCCCAGAAGCGGUCCGGCAUCCUCGACUCGCUCGUCGCACGCACCGCCGUCAUUGGCGUCACGCUCAUCGCCGUCCUGUCCGGCUCAGCGGCCAUGGCUGCUACCUGGGAGGCCGUCGAGCAGUGGCGCGGUAAAUCCAUACGCCCUCCGACUCAGUCCGACAUCAACCUGGCCCACGACUCCUACGACCGGGCUCGGUCCGACCUCGAGGCCAAGCGCAACGAGCUGCAGCGACUGGAAAAGGAGGUUGAAGUCGCCCGCGCCGAGGGCAGUGGCGGUGCAGCCAGCCGGUGGAGUCUGAGCGGGCUGUGGAGCGGCGAUGCCCGGUCUCGCGAGAUCAAGACGCUCAAGGCGGAGAUUUUUGGGCUGACUGCCAUCGCAUCGGCGAUGCGCGACGACCUCGACACGAUGGCAGAGCUGUCGAAGCGGGAUCGGCGCUCGCGCACCGUGCCCGGCCGGCUGCUGACGGCCAUCGGCUGGGUGUGGGCGCUGUACUGCGCCUUCCGCAUCGUCCUGUCGCUGCUCAACCUCGUCAUCCUAGGGUACCGGGAUACGGCGCCGCCCGACUUUAUCUCGCUGGCGCUCGCGUCGGUGCUGCGGUGGUUUGAUGUCGACGUCGACGUGGCGGCGUGGACGCGCCAAAUCAGCCUCGUCUUUGUCGGCGUCCUCAUCUGGGCGCGCAUCGGCAGCGUGCUCUCGUACCUUGGCCGCGCCUUCCGAGCGGCGUCGGCAUCCCGCGGCGUCGAAACGUGUUUCCUCGUCCUCUUCCUCAGCGAAGUCAUGACGAUCUACCUGCUCGCCACGCUGAUCCAACUGCGUACCUCGCUACCACCUUCCCUCUCCUCCUCCCCCAUUCCUCCUCCUCCUCCUCCUCCUCCUUCUUCCAUCAUCCCCUCAUCAUCACCAUCAACACGACCGACGAUGACGACGACGGCGACGACACCACCGCCGCUACUGGCGACACUGCCGUCGUUCCAAAUCGUCUUUGGCUCCCUCUUCGACUCUUCCUUCCUCGUCGCCGCCGUCGCCACCGCCGCGUACCUCUACUACCUCGCCUCGACCCGCUCCCAUAUCGGCUCCGGCGGCGUACUCUUCGGUGCUGGAGUUCGGUAG